This is a messenger RNA of Cladophialophora immunda, 1090 nucleotides long. RefSeq lists its product as uncharacterized. The transcript has 2 exons. The record is from RefSeq and is a predicted model, not a curated record. Lineage: Eukaryota; Fungi; Ascomycota; Eurotiomycetes; Chaetothyriales; Herpotrichiellaceae. The coding region runs from base 120 to 551 and encodes 143 amino acids.
CUUGUCUCGCGUUUUCCGUCAAGUACACGAGCUCUCCACAAGCUUGACGCUUCCAAAACAAACCUUUCACUUUGGAAUGAAAUGCGCUGAAAACCUGGUCAGUGCUGUAGACAUCGAACAUGGCUGACCCUCAAAAAAAAGAGCAAGCCAAAGAGUCUCUCGUCGUUACUGCCAAAAAAUGGGGAGCCUACCUGCUUACGCUCCUAACAGAGAAUCCUGUUCCUCCAGCUCUUCUUGCUACGCUCAUCUUCGCACAGCAUGCUCGACCUUUUCAACCACUUCCCAUGUUGUUCCCUCCCUUGUUACUCUUCUCGACCUAUCUCAACCUCCAAGGGUUCAAGAUUGACAGCGCAGGAACGACGGCUGCACUGAGUGGCACCUACCUGGUCCUUGCUGGAAGGAGGCGAAUGGGCUUCAUGAAUAAGUUCGGUGCGAGGGGUAUCAUUCGAGGUGCCACUAUGGGGUUGUGUCUGGUGAAUUUGGUAGGCGGAGGCCUUGCGUAUGGAUUUGGAAAGAGAAGAGAGGAGGACGAAAAGAGAAAACAGCCAUGAUCAAGUAGAUGAGAUGCAACGUCUGAAAGUUUGCGGAAUUUGGAAAGAAUGCGCUGGCAAUGUCACCAAAACCUGAACACCAUCAGUGAAAUGUUGUGGCGUGGCUGUUCUACAACAACGUCUGGCGCAAUUGAGAUCGAGAGCUGCAAACAGCCCAGUGAUUUAGCAGCAGCAACAAACUGGUUCUGAAUUGUGAGAUUGAAUGCGGUAUGCGCGCUGAGAUCAAGAGCUGAGGACGAUCAUUGCAUGUGGCCGCGAGACGCUUUUCGUAAUGAUGGAUUGACGGAGAGAGGGCAAACAGAUGAUUGAACCACAAGACCCAUGCCUUCUUUUUCACUCAUGUAUUUGCGAAUCGAUACUGGGAGAAUCACCGGGAAAUGAUUGUCGCUGGACAUUGGAGAUUCCGGCUUCGGGCCAGGACGGCUGAAUGUACUAUACAGGAUGGUAAAAUCAAACGGAAGCAAAAGCGAUUCAAUUGACUUCGAUUUAUGCACACAUGGUACAUAUGACAAAAUCCCACACAUGAUUAUGGAUUGACC